CCUUUCCUGAGGCCAUCAGGUUUUUAAUGAGGGCAAAGCAGCUUAGAAUUACAGUACUCUUUAUCCAAGCACUGACUGAGCAUGUCGUAGCACAACAUAGAGACACAGUUCAGUAGCUAGGAAGUCAUUUCGUUUGUUCUAAAAAGUACAUGGCAUUACUAAAAGACGCGACUGCAAGGUAACAUUUUUCCCCAUCGACUUUUAUUUAUUUUUUGGUGGCUAUCGUUCCUGACGUUAGGACAACGUGAUUUUGCUUUUGACGCCAAAGCAAUGACGGUAGGGCAUGAUGCAAGACGUCAUCGCUCUCAGGUGCUUGAUGGAGAGCUCCCAUUUCUAACUGUAAACAGUCAAGAGACCAUAGAAUAGGUCCAACAUGUUUAAUCUGAUUAAAAAAGACAAAGAGAAGGAGAAGGACGUUAACAAGAAGGAAAAGAAAGACAAGAAAGAGCGGAUGUCCCAGGCGGAAUUAAAGAGUCUGGAGGAGAUGAGCAUCCGCAGAGGCUUCUUCCAUCUCAAUCGAGGCAGCUCCAAGAAGGACUCAAGGAGCAAGUUGGAGAUCUCCGGUCCUAUUCCUAUCAAGGUAGCUAGCAACCUGGAUCUCAGCUUGUCGGACUUGGAUGCUGAGCACACUACAUCAGGGACGGAUGUGGGAUCAGUUGAGGAUACCAAGAGAAUCGACCAGGACCAAAUACGCAGCUCUGUCAAGGAGAGAGCGGCUAAGUUUGGAGAAUUAGUCAAGUCGAAUUCAGCAGUAGUACCGAGGUAUCCGUCUACCUCCUACAAGAACAAUGCAUAUGAUGUUCCAAAAGUUUCCAAUCAGAAAUCGAGGCCGUAUUUUCGCCAAGGAAGCAAAAUUCGGAUUCACGUACCUGAACUAGUAGAAAAAACAUUCCCGGGUGUGGACUUACAGUUACCCGAACUCGUGGCUCCCCCUGUGCCAGAUCCCCGCGAACUGAAGUUGAAGAGACGCAACACGGGCGAUUUUGGCUUUUCUUUGAGGAGGACCACCAUGCUGGACAGGCAGCCCGAUGGAGACGUGUACCGCAGAGUUGUGCACUUUGCAGAACCAGGCGCCGCUAGCAAGGACUGCGCUCUGGGCCUGGUGCCGGGAGACAGACUGGUGGAGAUCAACGGAAUCAAGGUUGACAACAAGAGCAGAGAUGAGAUCGUGGAGAUGAUCCGUCAGUCUGGAGAGUCGGUCUUGUUGAAGGUGCAGCCCAUUUUGGAGUUGAGCGAAUUGAACCGGAGCUGGCUGAGGACAUCGCGAGGCCCCUACAAGGAGAGCUUCAGUGUUAAAGUUGAGAACAAGCCAGAUCCUGAUGUUGACGCCAGUCCGCUAAAGGCAGUCACUAAACCUGGAACAGACACGGCUUGCGCAUCAUCAGCAGAAGACACAGAUUGUAACGCCGCAAUGGGUGGUCCAGAUGAGGGACAGAAGUCCGGCGGUAAGAAAGUGGUGAAGGUUGUGAGAAGAGUCGUUCGGCGCGUUCUCCCCGCGGCCACGGAAGAGCAGAAUCGGCUGGCUGUGUCUGAAGCGGCCAAAGCUACAGCCAAGUCCUCUGGAGAGGACAAGGAUGACAUCUCCGCGGGCCUCGCUAGCCUCAUGGGCAGAGGCAGAACCAAGGAACACCGGCCUCGCACCCGCAACCAGGACCGCAAAGAAGACGUGAAAAAGGAGGACGAUACAGAAAAGGGAGGAGAAGAGGAGGGGUGUGCAGAAACAACCCAGGAUUCGACUUCCUUAAUUGCGUCCGAGAGCACAUCGGCACAUACCCUAGCACCUGAUUGUACGCCACUCGCCGUACCCCCGCUUAAACCCGACCCUUUGGCACCACCCGUUGGCUUCAUUCCCGCCCCCAAGCAGAAUCUGUAUACUCCUCCGACUGGUUUUGUCCCAGCCAGUAAACCCAGUGCGACUCCCUUAAAACACAAUCCCCUGCAAAGACCUGCAGGUUUCAUACCUGCCCCAAAACUGGAUCCUCUAGCCCCUCCUGCUGGCUUCAUCCCCAAACCUCGCCUAGUAGCAGUGAAGAAAGCAGAGGCUCAUUCUACAUCAGGUGAACAGGUCCGAGAGAUCAUUCCCACUGAGGAAGAUUUCAUGCGUGUGAAAAGGAUCUUCACCAUCCCUAACAAUGAUCGUGCUCGAGGCCACAAAUCCUUUCAGCCCAAGCCUUCUGAGGACCCAGUGGCCAUUCUUCAAGCUUCGCACUUAGCAGCAAAGACAAAGAAUGAAGAAAAUGUUGCAUCAGAGAGAGCCUGGUACCACACGGAAAAAGUCUGGCUUGUACACAAAGACGGCUUUUCUUUGGCAACUCUCCUGAAGACAGAAGCGGGCAUUCUGCCUGAGGGGAAAGUCAAAAUACGCCUGGACAGCGAUGGAUCUUUAUUAGAUGUCGACGAAGAUGACGUCGAGAAGGCAAACCCACCGUUUUUGGAGCGAGUGGAGGACCUGGCGUCCCUUCAGUACUUGAACGAGUCCAGUGUGAUGCACUCCCUACGGCAGCGCUAUGGCAGCAACCUGGUGCACACCCAUGCUGGGCCCAACAUGGUUAUCAUUAACCCCAUUAGUGCUCCUUCCAUGUACUCCGAGAAGGUGAUGCAAAUGUUUAAAGGCUGUCGAAGAGAAGACGCAGCCCCUCAUAUUUACAGCAUGGCCCAGUCUGCCUAUAGGAAGCUCUUGACCACUCGCCAGGAUCAGUCCAUCGUCUUACUGGGCAAAAGCGGCAGCGGCAAGACUACAAACUGUCAACACAUCAUUCAGUACCUGGUCACUAUUGCGGGCAGCACCAACAAAACUUUCUCCAUGGAGAAAUGGCAGGCGGUGUACACCGUUUUGGAAGCAUUUGGCAAUGCGUCUAGUUGUAUGAACGGGAAUGCCAGUCGUUUCUCCCAUAUUGUUUCUCUGGAUUUUGACCAGACGGGCCUAUUGACCUCAGCCUCCAUUCAGACAAUGCUCCUGGAGAAGAUGAGGGUGACAAGAAGACCUGAGGGCGAGUCCACUUUUCACGUGUUUUACUACCUACUGGCCGGAGUCGACAGCUCCCUUAGAACGGAGCUUCACCUCAACCACUUUGCUGAAAAUAAUGCUUUUGGGAUCACGCCUCAGACAAAGCUGGAGGACAAGCAACGGGCAUCCCAGUACUUUUCCAAGCUGCAAGCAGCCAUGAGGGUUCUGGGGGUCAGUUCUGACGAACAAAGAGCUUUAUGGCUCGUCCUGGGGGCCAUCUACCAUCUGGGAGCUGCCGGGGCGACCAAAGCCGGUAGGAAACAAUUUGCACGUCACGAGUGGGCCCAGAAGGCAGCCUACCUGCUGGGCUGUACCCUGGAGGAGCUCUCCUCCUCCAUCUUCAAGCACCAGGCCAAGGGCACCCUGCCCAGAAGCGGCAGCCUCCGCCAAACUUCCGAGGAAAACGGCACAGCAGAAGCAGGAUCCAAGGCGUCGGCCAUGGAGUGUCUGGAGGCCGCGGCCGCCGGGCUCUACUCUGAACUCUUCACUAUCCUCAUCUGUUUAAUCAACCGGGCCUUGAAAUCUGGCCAGCUUCCCUUGUGCUCUCUACUCAUCGUGGACACGCCGGGAUUUCAAAACCCCAGGCUAGCGAAGCAGGAUCGCGGCGCGACCUUCGAUGACCUUUGCCACAACUACACCCAGGAACGUUUGCAGACGCUUUUCUACCAGCGCACCUUCGUUCAGGAGCUGGAGCGAUACAAGGAGGAGAACAUUGAGAUUUCCCUGGAUGAAUCGGAACCGAGCACAUCUUUUUCUGUUGCGGUGGUGGACCAAGCGUCAAGCCAAGCGCUAGUGCGCAGUUGCCGAACAGAUGAGGCCCGCGGGCUCCUGUGGCUGAUGGAGGAGGAGGUUCUGCAGCCCGGGGCGUCAGAAGAAUCUCUGCUGGCUCGUCUUUUUAGCUACUACGGCCCCGCCGAAGGCGAGAUCAAAGGUCAGACGUUCCUCCUGAAGAGCGAAAAGGAUAACCACUUCCUGCUGGGCCACAGUCACGGCACCGACUGGGUGGAGUACGACGCCCGCGGGUGGCUGAACUACGCCAAGCAAAAUCCGGCCUCAAUUAACGCCACCGGCCUCCUUCAGGAAUCCCAGAAGAAGAUCAUCAGCGCUUUGUUCAUGAGCCGAGCAGGUGGAGCCACCGUUCUGUCAGGUUCCAUCGCAGGUCUUGAGGGUGUUUCCCAGCUGUCUUUGCGGCGGGUGUCUAGCGUGAGGAAGACCUUUGCUUCGGGAGUGGCUGCUUAUAAGAAGAAGUCUGUGUGCAUACAAAUCAAGCUUCAAGUGGAUGCUCUGCUGGACAUGGUGCGGCGGUCCAGAAUUCACUUUGUUCACUGCAUAUUGCCUAAGGCGGAUGCUCUCAAGGCUCUCACUGGAUCCUUCUUCAAAGGCGUCGAAAGUGAGACUCAAGGGGAGGGUGGAGAUUCGGGUUUAAUGCAGCUGGACGUGGCCUUGCUCCGCGCUCAACUGCGUGGAUCCAAGCUCCUGCACGCUCUCCGGAUCUAUAGACAAGGUUACCCCGACCACAUGGUGUUCUCGGAGUUCCGCCGACGUUUUGACGUGCUGGCGCCUCACCUCACCAAGAAGCACGGGCGGAAUUACAUCGUGAAGGACGAGCAGAGAGCUGUGGAGGAGCUGCUGGAGUCUUUGGAUUUGGAGAAGAGCAGUUACCACAUGGGUGUGAGCCGGUUAUUCUUCAAAGCUGGAACCUUGGCUAAAUUGGAGGAACAAAGGGACGAGCAAACCAAACGUAAUUUAAUCCUCUUCCAAGCUGCUUGUCGAGGUUAUCUGGCACGACAAGCCUUUAAAAAGAGAAAGAUUCAGGAUCUAGCAAUUCGUUGCAUCCAGAAGAAUAUCCACAAAAACCGCGGCGUGAAGGACUGGCCAUGGUGGAACCUUUUCACGACAGUCCAACCACUCAUUAAGGUCCAACUCACCGAGGACCAGAUGCGGUGCAAAGAUGAGGAGAUCCAGAUGCAAAAAUCAAAGUUGGAGAAAGUGGAAAAAGAGCGCAACGAGCUGAGAUUGAACACAGAUCGACUGGAAAGCAGGAUUGCAGACUUGUUGGCAGAACUGGCUGAUGAGAGGAGCACGAGUGAGUCAGCAUCCCAGCUGCUGGAGAACGAGACGGCCGAGAGACUUCGCUUGGAAAAAGACAUGAAGGAUCUGCAGGCAAAGUUUGAUGCCGUGAAGAAACAAAUGGAAGCGCAGGAGAUGGAGGUGAUGGAAGCUCGGCUCAUGAAAACAUCAGAGCUCAACGGGGAGCUCGACGACGAUGAUGAUGAUGCCGGGGGCGAGUGGCGCAUAAAAUACAACAGAGCCAUUCGGGAAACGGAGUUCACCAAAAAGAAACUUCAGCAAGAGUUUGACGACAAGCUGGAAACGGAGCAGCAGACCAAACGACAUCUUGAGAGAAGGCUGGCCGAUUUGAAGACGGACAAUGAGGAUGCGCAGCACUCUGUGCAGCAGCUGAAAAAGAAGUGCCAUAAAAUGACGGCGGAGCUGCAGGAUACUCAACGUCAUCUGGAAGGGCUCCAGAGCCGCAACCACGAUUUGGAAAAGAAACAGAGGAAAUUUGAUCAUGAGCAGAACCAGGCCCAGGCUGAGGUACAGAGAGAGAGGAGUCUUAGGGAGAAGCUGGCUCGUGAAAAAGACACCAUGGUGGCUGAGAUAUUCAACAUUCGCCAGCAGCUCCAGGAAAAGGACGCCGACUUGUGCGCCGCCAACAUGAAGGCGCAGCAGCUGGAAGCCGAAUUGCAGGAUCUCUCUUCGCAGGAAUCCAAGGAUGAAGCGUCUCUGGCUAAGGUCAAGAAGCAGCUUCGUGACCUGGAGGCGAAGGUGAAAGACCAAGAGGAAGAACUGGAUGAGCAGGCCGGGACCAUCCAGAUGCUGGAGCAGGCGAAAUUACGGCUGGAGAUGGAGAUGGAAAGGCAGCGUCAAGGCCACACCAAAGAUAUUGAGAGCAAGGAUGAAGAGGUGGACGAGAUCAGGCGAUCCUGCAGUAAGAAGCUGAAACAGAUGGAGGUGCAGCUGGAGGAAGAAUACGACGAUAAGCAAAAAGUCUUGCGCGAGAGACGAGAGCUGGAGUCCAAACUGCUGAGCGCACAGGACCAGGUGAGCCGCAGGGACGUGGAGAGCGAGAAGAGGCUGAGAAAAGACCUGAAGAGAACCAAAGUCCUGCUAGCUGAUGCUCAGAUUAUGCUGGACCACCUGAAGAGUAACGCACCAAGCAAAAGGGAGAUUGCCCAGUUCAAAAACCAACUGGAGGAGUCAGAGUUUACUUGCGCGGCGGCAGUGAAAGCCCGAAAAAGCAUGGAGUUAGAGAUAGAGGACUUGCAUAUCCAAAUGGAGGAUGUGCUGAAAGCCAAAUUGUCGCUGGAGGAGCAGCUGAGCCGCCUUCAAAGAGAGAAGAACGACAUGCAGACCCGCACGGAGGAAGACCAGGAGGAUAUGAAUGAGCUGAUGAAAAAACACAAGGCCGCCGUCGCCCAGUCUGCCAGAGAUUUAGGCCAGAUCAGUGACCUACAGGCGCAGCUGGAGGAGGCCACGAAGGAGAAGCAGGAGAUUCAAGAAAAGCUUCAUUCGCUGCAGAGUCAGCUGGAGUUUCAGGAACAAUCCAUGGUUGAAAAGUCUCUGGUGAGCCGUCAAGAGGCGAAGAUUCGUGAGCUGGAAACCAAACUGGAGUACGAGAGGACGCAGAUCAAACGUUUGGAGAGUUUGGUGGGUCGUCUGAAGGAAAACCUUGAGAAGAUGUCUGAGGAGAAAAACCAGCAUAUUGCUGCAGAGGAUAGAGAGAAGGAGCAGAAUAAACGAAUGCAAAGACAGAUAAGGGACAUGAAAGAAGAAAUGGCCGACGUGUCCAAGAAGGAGGCCGAGGCCAGCCGGAAGAAGCACGAGCUGGAAAUGGACAUUGAGAGCUUAGAGGCGGCCAAUCAGAGUUUACAAGUGGAUCUGAAGCUGGCCUUCAAGAGGAUAGCUGACCUGCAGGCUGCCAUUGAGGAUGAAAUGGAGAGUGAUGACAAUGAUGACCUAAUCAACAGUUUGCAAGACAUGGUGACAAAGUAUCAGAAAAGAAAGAACAAAACCGGGCAAGAGACGGACACCGAUUCGGAGGUGGAGGAUCGCGUGUACGGGGUUAAGUCUUGGCUCUCCAAGAACAAAGCCUCCUCCAAGCCACAGUCGGACGAAGGAAGUCUGAAGAGUGCCAGAUAUGCAGCAAACGCGGACGCCAAAGACGUGAAAGAAGGUAAGGAGAAGACAAGUGAUGGAAGUCAAGAUGGCAAAGACGUAGAACAGAACAGAUCGGUAUCUGUCAUGAGUUCACUGAGCUACCGGAAGCGUUCCAACCUUAAGGACUCAAUCGGAGGCACGGGCGAUGAAAGCUCCCUCUUCAGUACUCUAAAAGAACAGCCCGAUACCCCUGACCACACCUCAAUCCGCAAAGCCAAAUCAAGAUCUGGUGAUCUCCAGGAGGAUUGGAAGAAGAGCCAAACCCAGGAAGACUUUGAUGACUCAGUCUCUUCCACGGGGAGGGCGAGGAAGUCGCGCUGGACUUCUCGAAGCAGCCCCGAAUUCGAUAAGGAUUCCACUAUCUCCUCUCUGGCCCCUAGCAGGACCUCCACCAGGAGGGCCAUGCCGGACGACGACGAUGUCAAGUCUACCGUCAGUAGCGUGAGUCGUUCCAGCCCGCGAUCGCUCCGCCGUAGCAGCUCCUGGAAAGAAGACGGUCGCAGCAAUUCUCGCCUAUCCCUCGCUCGUAGUUGCGGCCUUAGCGAGUUUGGCGUGCGCUUAGACGACGACGACGAUGGCCAGAGUCUCGCUUUCACCGGAGGAACUUCCCCUUACAGUCCGCGCUCCUACGCACGUAGCCUCUCCACCCCGGCCCGAGCUCGUUCCUCCGAGGGCGACGCGCCGGAUACGUCCGAUAUCAAGCCGGUCACCCAUCGAAAUUAUUUGGAUCCCGAGUUAGAGGCCGCCAUCGACGAGGUGCUCAGCUUCAAACCGAUCAAGUUCAAGCGUAGCAAGCUGGACGAGUCCAGCGACGAAGACGCGGACGAGAAGAAGGAAGGACGGAAGACGGGUGAUGACGAAGGGCUCGGGUGCAGUAAAUCCAGUUUGUUUCGCUCUGCGUCAGGUUCUGCUCUGAAUUACGGCGGUCGGUCGUCUAGCUGUCGCGGACGCAAAGACAAAAAAAGCAAAAGCACCGAGUCGGAAGACUCUUCUUCAGACGAUCGUCACGGCAGGAGCGGCUCCAGGCGAAAGAAGGGCAAAAAGUCCAAGAAGAGAUCCAAGAAAAAGGAAAGCGAAUCCGAAGAUUCCUCGUCGUCAUCGGAAUCGUCCUCGUCGGACUCCACCGUCUCUUACCGCAGCUCCAACAGUGUUAAAAAGAGCCCCAAGGUGCCGUCCGAUGAUGAGCGAGAAAGCGUGAGCGGGGGUGGAACACCUAGGAAGAAAGAUAGCAAACGGAAACAGAAGAAGAUGGAUAACUUGAUGAUGAAGUACCUCUACAGGCCAGACAGUGACUGAUGGCAAGGAUUGAAGCCCUCCUUCGUCCAGGCGACACGUGACCCUCGGCAGAUCCGACGAAGAAGACGAGGUGGACUUAAGCAGUGACAGGCAGCUGCCGAGCGACGGCGAGAGCGCGUCGUAACACAAACUCAUCAAGGGUCAUCUUGGCUCUCUGGAGUGAAACCGGGAGGGACACGAAAAAGUGUUUGGAUCGUUUCGUUCUGUCAUAUUUGUUUUCUCAUGAAAGCCAUUUGCUUCCUAGGCUGACGUCUACUUAGCUUGUAUACCUUAUGAUGCUGAAGUGAAGCGGAGAUAUUAAGGGAAGAAAAAAAAAGCUUCUUGCCACUUCUAUAUUUUGAAAGGGCUGCUCUUAAGGCAAAUUUAAGCAUUCCUCUGCACUUCCUGUCUAUUCAGCCCUGCCAAGAGGAUUUAGAUAAGCCUGCUCUGGAUGGAAAGUCUGACCAACUCUUAAGACUCCUCUUAUCUUUUCUCACAUUAACGGAGGCCAGCUCCCUCCAUGGAUAUAAUUGCGGCCCUCUUUAAAUGAAUGGUUAUCAAUUAUUAUUGUCAGCUCAUGUCCCAGUAAUUGAAAAUCACUUGAAUAAUUGCUGGCAAAUGACCAGCGACGCACUCAACACUAUAAAGUUCCGUAGUCUAAAGUCAUUUGCAAUCUGUCAUUUUAUAUGAAUUGAAUUGGGAAAUACAACUUGAAAUAAAUCAUGAAACCUGCAAAAUUUUGUCAGAUUGUAUGGUGCUAAAAUCACGGACAAAAGUAUUGUAAUCUGAACGAAACAAGUGUGAAAAAAAAAUUAAACUAUGUUUUUUUUCUUGAAUCUAUCAAAGUGAAAAACUUUUUUUUUCCAGUUACAAAGUUGAUAUUUUCAGGUUCGAAUAUUUUUAGUUUUGGUUGUCUAAUUUUCAGCUUCAGAUUUGUUUUUCACUUUCAGGUCUUAUUUUUUUUCAGCAGGUCCGAUAAUGAAAAGUCGUAUUUGCCGUGUGGCAAAAUGGAUUUUGCCAUGUGGCAUUUUUUUUCUCUUCUUUUUAUGCCAUGUGGCAUUUUUUUUUUUUGCCAUGUGGAAAAAUCGAUUUUGCCGUGUGGCAAAAUGGAUGUGUUGUAAUGUAAACUGUAUGGUGAAGAAUCACAAUCACGUGUUUUUUUUUCUGUCAUUUGAUAUGAAUGGAAAAUGUGGACGUUCAUAGCCAACAAUGGCAUAGCCUUACUUGGGUGCCAGUUGAAUGUCAAUGCGCUCACAUGAUCAGUGUAUAGUCAAAAAUCACAGCCACACGUUUUUCUGCCAUUUAAAAUGAAAAUUUGGACGUGCAUAGCCGUCAAUGGCAUGGAUGCGCAUGGCCUACAAAAAUGCCAUGUACCCCCCCCAACAAUGAUACAUACCCAAAAAAAUAUGCCACAUGUCAAAA
Molecule: messenger RNA, 9925 nt
Organism: Corythoichthys intestinalis (scribbled pipefish)
Lineage: Eukaryota; Metazoa; Chordata; Actinopteri; Syngnathiformes; Syngnathidae
Product: unconventional myosin-XVIIIa-like
Exons: 48
Coding region: 374-8524 (2716 amino acids)
Biological process (GO): actomyosin structure organization
Cellular component (GO): cytoplasm; myosin II complex; myosin filament
Molecular function (GO): cytoskeletal motor activity; ATP binding; actin filament binding
Source: RefSeq, a predicted model, not a curated record